Messenger RNA from Penaeus indicus, 459 nucleotides. RefSeq names its product bis(5'-adenosyl)-triphosphatase ENPP4-like. Lineage: Eukaryota; Metazoa; Arthropoda; Malacostraca; Decapoda; Penaeidae. Bases 90 to 425 code for a protein of 111 amino acids. The transcript is spliced from 2 exons. The record is from RefSeq and is a predicted model, not a curated record.
GGGGAAAAAAAUAACACGUUGGGAUCUCAGGUCUCUGUUCUUCUCCUUGUUCACGUGUUCUCCCGUGUUCUCUAAGUUCCCCCGUCGUGAUGAACGUGUCCCCAGUACUCCUCUUCCUCUUACUGUUGAAUAAUUCCCUCGCAGCAAGAACAGAAGAGGAAGAAAAGAGUAAAAAUGGACAUAGAGUCGUGGUCAUCUCCCUAGACGGCUUUGGACACAGUUAUUUCACUAAGUACAAUUUUCGGCAUUUAAAUCAACUGGUUGUUCACGGGAGUUGUCCCGAGGUGUUCAGAAACCAAUUCAUCACAAAGACCUUCCCCAACCACUUCUCCAUUGUGACGGGGGUUUACGAGGAGACCCAUGGUGUCGUGGCGAAUGUCAUGUAUGACCCAGAUUUAGACAAGACGCUCCAUGUUGAUGACUGAUGAGUUCUUCACUCAGAAUCCUGGCAUCAUUCCU